Physella acuta is the source of this 3283-nucleotide messenger RNA. RefSeq names its product NADPH--cytochrome P450 reductase. Gene Ontology annotation, molecular function: NADPH-hemoprotein reductase activity; flavin adenine dinucleotide binding; FMN binding. Gene Ontology annotation, biological process: response to hormone. Lineage: Eukaryota; Metazoa; Mollusca; Gastropoda; Physidae. The record is from RefSeq and is a predicted model, not a curated record. Gene Ontology annotation, cellular component: cytosol.
AAUAGACUUAGAACCAGAAUCUAUGUGUAGGAAACAUCGAUUGUCCUAACUUGCGGACGUGCUUUACAGCACUCGACACCCAUAGUUUUGGUGUGAAUUUUAAACGAACAAAACAUGAGCACAACUGAACAAGUUGAAAUGGCAGUUUCUGAAUCAUUAAUCUCAAUGACAGAUUUGUUCAUCCUCUCAUUAGCUGGGGGGUUUGCUUUCUACUGGUUCUUUGUGAGAAAUAAAAAACAAGAAGCACCAAAUUUUAAGAAACUAUCUAUAGCGCCAGUUUUAGAGAGAUCAGAGUCAAGCGAUGCAUCUUUUAUAACUAAAAUGAAAAACACAAAUAGAAAUGUGGUUGUAUUUUAUGGCUCACAAACUGGAACAGCUGAAGAGUUUGCCACUCGUUUAGCUAAAGAUGCCUCAAGAUAUGGGAUGAAAGGGAUGGUGGCAGAUCCUGAAGAAUGUGAAAUGGAGGACCUUUCAAAACUAGCCGAGAUAGAAAACAGUUUGGCCAUUUUUUGUAUGGCAACAUAUGGUGAGGGAGAUCCAACAGAUAAUGCACAGGAAUUUCAUGAAUAUCUGGCCAAUGGUGGAGAAAGCCUGGCUGGUAUAAGAUUUGCUGUGUUUGGUCUAGGCAAUAAAACCUAUGAGCACUACAACUCAAUGGGUAAAUUUGUGGACAAACGUCUGGAAGAGCUUGGAGCAGAAAGAGUUUUUGAGUUGGGCCUGGGGGAUGAUGAUGCCAAUAUUGAAGAAGACUUUGUUACCUGGAAGGAAAAGUUCUGGCCAGCUGUGUGCUCUUACUUUGGUGUGGAGGCAACAGGUGAAAAUGUAAAUACAAGGCAAUAUGCUCUAACUCCUGUCCCAGAAGAUCUCCCCAAAGAAAAAAUAUUUACCGGAGAGCCAGCUAGAGUUGGCUCAUUCACUAAUCAGAAGCCUCCCUACGAUGUGAAAAACCCUUACCUUGCUCCUAUCACAGUUAACAGACAGCUUCAUAAAGGGGGUGAUAGGUCUUGUAUGCAUAUUGAACUUGAUAUUUCUGAGUCUAAAAUAAGAUAUGAAACUGGUGAUCAUGUGGCAAUCUAUCCAGUGAAUGACUCCGAACUUGUGGAGAAACUUGGCAAGCGAUUGGGUGUGGACUUGGAUACUGUUUUCUCCCUUACAAAUAUUGAUGAGGAUGCCAGUAAAAAACAUCCAUUCCCUUGCCCAUGCUCAUACAGAACUGCACUGAUGCACUACAUAGACAUCACAAACCCUCCACGUACUCAUGUUUUGGGAGAACUUGCUGAGUACACGGAUGACCAAAAAGAUAAAGAAUUUUUACAGAAGAUGACACAUGCCACUGAAGAGGGAAAAAAACUGUACCAGGACUGGAUACAUAAUGACCAUCGCAAUAUCCUGGCUGUGCUGGAAGACAUCCCCUCCCUUAGACCACCUAUUGACCACAUAUGUGAGUUGUUGCCUAGGCUACAGCCCAGGUUCUACUCCAUCUCUUCUUCACCUAAGGUUCACCCUAAGAGCAUACACAUCACAGCUGUCCUUAUAGAGUACACCACACCAACAUCCCGCGUUUCCAAGGGAGUGUGUACGUCCUGGCUGGCCUCUAAGAAACCCUCUGGUGAUGCUGUACUCAGGGUACCAAUUUAUGUGCGCAAGUCUCAGUUCCGCUUGCCAUUCAAACCUGCUACACCAGUGGUCAUGAUUGGGCCUGGAACUGGACUGGCACCUUUCAGAGGUUUCAUCCAGGAAAGAGACUACUUCCACGAAGAAGGGAAACCAGUUGGAGAUACCAUUCUCUACUUUGGAUGCCGCAACAAGGCAACAGACUUCAUCUACGAAGAGGAGCUGAUGAAAUAUGUUGAUAAAAAAGUGCUGAAACUGCACACUGCCUUUUCCCGUGAUCAGCCACAGAAAAUUUAUGUUCAACAUUUAAUUGAUCAAAACCAUGAUGAAAUUUGGAAUGUGCUCAAUAACAAUGGACACAUCUAUAUUUGUGGGGAUGCAAAAAAUAUGGCAAGAGAUGUUCAUGCUAUGCUUGUGAAAAUUUUAACUACAAAAGGUGAUAUGAGUACCGCAGAUGCAGAAGAUUAUAUUAAAAAGCUACAAUCUAAGGGACGCUACUCAGCUGAUGUAUGGAGUUAAGGAUUAUCCAGUUUUAAAAUGAAGCCUGAAAUGAAAUAUGUGAAUAGUUACUUUAACCUAUUUAAUUUUAAAAAUCAUUCUGUUGUCUGUAAUGCAUUUUUUUUAAAUUGUGGAAUUUUUAACUUGUAUUGUUUUUAUUACUAUUAGAAGGAAUUUCAAAUUAAUGUAUAUUUUUCUAUAUAAACCAAGAAAGUCAUAAUAUUAGGAAUUUUAUGAGGAAGAGCCUCAAUCAAUCUUUGGGCAUUUUUAAGGACAGUUGUGUAAAUGAGAGUAUUGUAUUUAAAUGCUGCUUGAAGUCAACUUUAUUUUAACACAUUCUAUAAGUUAUAAGUGUGAUGUUUUUUUUAGUACAUUACCACUCUUAAAAUCUUAUUACAAUGACAUUAAUUUUCAUCCAGUAGCCUUGAAGGUGUUGUUGCCUAUGGCAUCAAAUUAUGAAAUCAAAACUGUCAUUUACAAAGUUGGGACAAAUGUUAUUAAAGACUGCAAUGAAUAUGUGAUUACUGAUUUAGCCUUAGAAUUACUUUCAAUAUUUUAAUAUUCUUAUUAUGAUAAUAUAAAUACUUUGAUUAAUUUAUUUAAAGCUGAAAAGCAUUGAAUUUUUUUGAGAUCAGCAUCUGAAAGAAGAAAUUUCUGGAAACUAUCUUUUUAUGACCAGAUGCUUAGAGAUUCAAAAGGUAAUAUUAAUCUGAAGUACUCAGAUCACUAAUUAGACCAUUUCCUUUGUGGCCUUAAAUUCCUAUCCUGUUCAUUUAUUAUUAAGAUAACACAAACCACUUCAGUUCAACUGUAGCCUUUGUAAUUUCUUCACAUGACUCUACAUUGUAUGUCGAUACAAAAUAAAAGCUCAUUCUCAUAUAUAUAUACAGUUAAUUUUAGUUAUACUAUGUUGUAUUAGUUUCUAUUUCAACCUGUAUUUGCCUCGCCACAUCUUCAUUUGUUUUUGGUCAAUACCUACAUAUAUUUUUAUUUACAUAUGAUUAAACUGUAAUAAGACAUCGGCUAUGAUAGGUCUUUUAUGUUGAAAAGUGUCAUAGCUAAUAGAAUCGAUGUAAAAUAUUAUAGUUUAAAAUUAUUUUACAUUACUAAUGGACCCAGAAAUAUUAUCUGCAGACUGUUUUUAAAGAAAUAAAAUGUGUAGUAUAAACAU